Molecule: messenger RNA, 992 nt
Organism: Chlamydomonas reinhardtii
Lineage: Eukaryota; Viridiplantae; Chlorophyta; Chlorophyceae; Chlamydomonadales; Chlamydomonadaceae
Exons: 4
Coding region: 76-285 (69 amino acids)
Biological process (GO): endoplasmic reticulum unfolded protein response
Cellular component (GO): endoplasmic reticulum
Source: RefSeq, a predicted model, not a curated record
CUAUUCUGACACAGUCCACACAGCUGUUACAGCUCAGUCUAUACUUCCCUUCAAGACACCCCGUCCAUCUUAAGAAUGACCGUCUCCAAGCGCGUCGCCAACGCCAAGAGCGGCAAGUUCCACAAGGGUGUCCACAAGCGUGGUCUGGUUGAUGAGGCCAAGCAGAAGACUAGCAAGCUGCCGGUCGGCCCUCUGAUGCUUGGAUUCUUCAUCUUCGUGGUGAUCGGGUCUGCGGUUCUUCAGAUCAUCCGGACGGCCACCAACCCUCGUGAGCUGCCUGCUUAAACGGGCACGGGCGGAUUGGACGGACUGCAAGCUGCAAAUCUUGGCGGCAGGAAGGCCCUAGAGAGCUGUACAUUAAGCACGCAAGCAGAGCCACGCACACAUACAAGUUCUCUGUGCUGGUGGUGGCGUGGCAUGGCUGUGUGGCACUAGUAUUGACUUGAGACACGUGUGCGGCAGGGCGCAUUGUCAAUCAGUGCAAUUUUGGUUGACGCAGGCAUGUCUGACAAAUGACUUGAACCCGUUCGUUUCUUGAUAGCCUCAUACGGUACCGCGGCUGUACUGUUUUGCUCAUGGCAGGGCAUGUUAUACUGAUUUACAAGUACCCGACUGUAUGACUGGUGCUGGUCGCUGUGGAGAGAGUGCGUUUUGUGGUCUACGGACAAGUUUAGAACCCGGCGGUAGGAGUCCCAUGCAGAGCUCAUCGGUGACUCGGCGAUAACAUUAUGUCCGCGCCGGCAUUCGGCGCGGCGUCUGUAAAUAUGAUUUGGAGACCUUGCCGCCUGACUGGGGGACAGGGAGGCUCGGGGAGCACAACCUGAGGGAGUAAACUAGCACAUGUGUGAUUUAGCUGUCGGGUCAGCUGUGUGCAAUGGGGGACAGAGGCAGAAUGGCCGAGUGCAGCUUUCGCGUAGACGGCUAGGUUGGUUCCAGUUAUGGCGUGCGUGGCACGCAGGCGCAUUCCGCCGCAGCUAAAGCACCGUAUCUAG